AUGUAUGCCUAUGUUGAACUCUCGAGCGUACCACGAACAGAUUCGAUUAUUCAAUCGUUAUCAUGGAUGAGCUAUGUGUCCACACCACCUUCGACAUCAAAUGUAACCAAUGAUGAAAAUGAGGAUCCCAAUACGAUUGCCACAAAUAAUAUUCACAAUGUUGAUGACGAUGCCAAUCGUUCAGUAUCAACUCUAUCGUCUCAACAACCGAUGAAUCUCUGUGAUGGAUGGUUAGCAACAGGCAAUACCAAUAAUAUUGUCAGUGUGACUUAUACGUCGAAACGUUCCGAUGACAAUUUAACUAUACCUGAUCGAACGAAUUUUAAUCUUCGUGCACAUCGUACCGAAGUAUGUCUAGUUUCAUGGAAUGUUCCUUUUCAAAAGCUGGCAACAGUCGAUGAAAAAGGUGUAAUAUUUGUUUGGGUCAAACAUGAUAAUCGUUGGUCAUUAGAACUAAUUAAUGACCGUAGUCAUCCGGUUAUUGACAUGGCGUGGUCACAUGAUGGACGUAUGACUGUGAUUUGUUAUGAAGACGGUUUCGUUCUUGUUGGUUCAGUAACUGGUCAACGUUAUUGGUCAACAGUUGUCAAUACUCCACAAGCGAAAAUAUCUGCUGUUACAUGGAUGCCUGAUGUUUCACAUGUUAUUCUUGGAACAACAGCAGGAAAUUUAAUCUUAAUGGAUCAUCAUGGAAAUACAACUGAAGGAUUUUCAUUAUCAACACAAUCAAUAACACAAUUAGUUUACUCAUGCAAUAAGUUCUAUCCCGCAGCACCUGAUAGCAAUGCAAGAAAAUUUGUAAAUGAUGAUUAUGUACUUGCUUGUAGCCUCGCAAAUGGUCAUGUUCUUUUUCUGAAUAAUUACCAAGAUCCAUCACCAAUAUCUGUUGAUACAGAACUACAAAAUACCAAAAUCGAUUGGUCAUCACCUGGUGAAAUUCUCGCGGUUGGCGGCCAUAAACGCGUCAAUGAUUCGACUUAUAUCAAUCAGAUUAUCUUUUAUUCUCGUCGUGGAGAAUUUCUGCAUCGUGUCCAUAUUCCACAACUGACGCAACCAUUAUCAGCUCUAUGCUGGGCGCAUGGCAAUGAUAUUAUCUUUGCUGCAUGUGGUUCAUAUGUUUAUACAAUCUGGAUAACUCAUAAAUCUCUCCCGUCCAUGUUAACAUUAUGUCAGAUGAAAAUCAAAGAAUGUUUAUUACAUAAUAGCUUACAAAAUCUCGAUAAACUAUAUCUGCCAAAUAAUCUGAAGCAUAACCUUCAGAAUUCCUUUCGUUCGAUAAUCAAAGGAUUUUUACCGGACCAAAGAUUUCUGCGUUCGUUCGUUUGUAAUCCAUUGAAAUCACAUCUGCGCCUACAAUGCACAAUGAAACGUGUCGAUAAUGAAACGGAAAAUUCAUCGUCAAUGCCAACAACACCUAAUCUAUCAGGAGCAACUUAUGUUUUGUAUCUAGAAUAUCUUGGUGGACUUAUUCCAUUGUUAACUGCUAAACGUGUCUCGAAGAUUUGUCCCGAUUUCAUCAUAUUCGAUCCUCAAAUGAAAUCUAAUCAAGUCUCGUUGUCGUCUUCAUCAAAGAUACGUUCACAGAAGAAACAUUUUUCAUCGUUGAAAUCACGUUCAAGUACGUUCCACAAGAUGAAUUCUGUUCAACAAUCAACGAAAUUGCUGAAUACCAAUCGUUCGAGUUUGAUUCCGAAUCGAAAUUCGAUUUACGCUGUGGAAAAUGGCAUCAAUCAAACGGGAGAUGAUUUGUUAACAAAUAAAUCAAGUUCUGGAUGCAGUUCAGAAAAUGAUUCCGAUUUAGAAGAUGAUGAUGAUGAUGACGACGACGACGAUGACAAACAAACUAAUCUUCAAGAAAAACGCUCGAGAAAGAAAUCCAAAGUUGUCAAACAUAAACACAAUAACAAGUUGUGUACAAUAGCAGCGAAUAUAUGGGGAACGAGAUUUAAAUUCUAUGGAAAUUCACCAUUUCUACCAGAAAUUCUUGGUAGUGUUACGUAUAAAACAUCGUUUUUACAUUUACAACCUCGACAAAUGACGGUGACUGUUGCAAAUAACUACAAUCUACGCAAACCAGUGCUCUCCUAUAAAAAGAGCAAAAAAGACAAACUUCUAAAGCCGAUGAUUCGAAAGACCAAACAGCAAAUACGUAGUAAGAUCCAUGAAGAAGAAGAUGAUGAAACGAUGAUCGCUCUUUCGUCGUCGAAACUAAACAUUGCUGGCAACAUCCCCAUUGCACCUAUGUCUCCUCAACUACAAAAUGUUCGUUCAUCUUUACCAUCAUCAUCGCCACAUCCACGUUCAUCGUCUUUACAUGAAACAAAAUAUUCCACUCAACCGAAAAUCUCUACGCAAGCAUCUCCAAAUUCCAAUCAUCUUCUACAACGUACUUCUAUUACCACAACGACUAUGAUCAACCAUCGAAAUCGACCAAUCAACAUCGAUUCAUCAGCGGCGAAUUCGUCUUCAACUUCGCCCAUUAAUCUAAGCCGUUCAACAUCUCCCGCUGCUUCCAUAGCAAACUUUAUUCGUCCUAUAUCUCCUCCAUGUAUACAAGUGAAAGAACCUCUAUCACCGAAAUUUUCACGAACAUCGUCCAACAAUAUGACGAAUCAUUCCGCAUAUUCUCGCCAUCAGUCACCACCUAUACUUGUUCCUUCGAUUGCAAACAAUGUCGAUGCAUCCACCGCGAGUGCUACCACAACACUGUUAAUCGACGAUUCAUCCGGUUAUGAUAGUAGCGAAAAUCAAACGAAUCGCGCCACUAAUCCACUUGCUUCAAACGCUCCUGUCACAUCGAUAAUUUCGACUGUGCCAGAGAGCUGUUUCGAACCUGAAACAUAUCGAAAUCUAUAUCCAUUUAAUAGUAAUCAGCAAAAGAAGCUAAGUCUAAGUGAUCCAACACUGAAUCAAACAACGAAACUUUCGCGACAAUCACAGCAAACAACAGAUGCAAUGGUGGCAGCAGCAAAUUCACACUUAUCUGCAUCGUCUUUACAAAGAGAAAUCUCCAAUGAAAAUGAAGAAGUCCACACAGAUGAAGAGAUAGUUCAUUUAAAUUCUUGUGAAGAAAAUCUAACAAAAGAAAAGCGAACAUCUAGUCGAAAUGAUUCUCGAAAGAGAUAUUCAAGUCCUCGACAUCGUAUGAUGACAUGUACGAGUGGAACGAACGAUUCCUUAACGCGAUUAUCUCCAUCUCCUGAACUAGAUCAACUAAUCAAUCGUUCAGACCAGCCUAACGAUUCAUCAUUUUAUGUCAUGCAGAAUCGACCACCCUUAUGGAAUGAACAAUCCCAAGUAUACCAGUUAGAUUUCGGUGGACGUGUAACGCUCGAAUCAGCGAAAAAUUUUCAAAUUGAAUUUAAGGGAAAACAGGUUAUUCAAUUCGGUCGGAUUGAAAAUAAUUGUUAUACACUCGAUUUCGAAUGGCCCUUUUCUCCACUGCAAGCAUUUGCUGUUGCCCUUGCGAACAUUACUCAACGGCUAAAAUAA
Messenger RNA from Adineta ricciae, 3492 nucleotides. NCBI's taxonomy places the organism in Eukaryota, Metazoa, Rotifera, Eurotatoria, Adinetida, Adinetidae. The record is from the annotation of a GenBank genome assembly.